Molecule: messenger RNA, 2373 nt
Organism: Olea europaea var. sylvestris
Lineage: Eukaryota; Viridiplantae; Streptophyta; Magnoliopsida; Lamiales; Oleaceae
Product: zinc finger MYM-type protein 1-like
Exons: 2
Coding region: 332-844 (170 amino acids)
Source: RefSeq, a predicted model, not a curated record
GUGGAGAUAUAAGUUGCUUGAUCAAAAGAAAUUAUUUUCAAUUUCAAGUUUAGACAUCAUUCCCAAUUUCAAUCAUGGAGAAAUAUUUCAAACGGAAAUCCGUAUUUCAAGUGGAGAUGAAAAUGUAGUUGAGGUGAGUGUUCAAGAUAAAAUAGAUAGCCAAGAAGAGACAAAUGCUAGGACUAAAAAAGAUGUUCAAGACAAAAUUGAUUUAGCACAAUUUCCUUCAUAUCCCGGAUUAAAAAUUCCAAUUGUGAAUUAUAAUGUUAAUAUUCGGGAUGAAAUUCGUAGAGCAUAUGUACAAAGGGGUCCAUGUCAACCUCGAAAUCAUAUGUAUCCACAAAAAGAAUUUGGAAAUUCAUCCUUUAAAUCUUCUUGGUUUAAUGAGUUCCCUGAUUGGUUGGAAUAUAGUAUAGAAAAAGAUACUCUAUUUUGUUUUUAUUGUUAUCUUUUCAAACCAAAUAGUGAAGAACAUGGUGGUGGCAAUGCUUUUGUUGGUGGAGGGUUCUCAAAUUGGAAAAAGAAAGAACGGCUUCAAACUCAUGUUGGAAAAAGUGGUAGUGCACACAAUCGAGCGCGGAUUAAGUAUGAGACUUUUGUGAAUCAAAAACAAAAUAUUGAUUGUGUCCUCUUUAAAAAGUCGAAAAGAACAAAAGAGGAGUACCGAAUUCGUUUGAAUGGGUCAAUUGAUUGUGUUCGAUUUCUUCUAUGGCAAGGGCUUUCAUUUCGUAGAAAUGAUGAAUCUGAAGAUUCAAAAAAUCAAGGGAAUUUUCUUGAACUAUUGAAGUGGUUAUGUGAUCAUAAUAAUGAGAUUAAUGCUAUUUUCUUGAACUAUUGCAUUUGAAACACUUUCUGUUAUUAUGAAAGAUAUUGGUGAUGGGUUGUUUUCUAUUCUUGUUGAUGAAUCUUGUGAUGUUUCCGUGAAGGAGCAAACGUCAAUUGUUUUACGUUAUGUGAAUAAGAAAGGACAAGUAAUGAAACGUUUUAUCGGUGUUGAACAUGUGUCUAGCACUACAGCUCUCUCACUUAAGGAUGCCAUUGAUCACAUAUUCUCUAGAUUUAAUUUAAGUAUAUCUAGUUUAAGAGGUUAAGGCUAUGAUGGGGCAAGUAAUAUGUGAGGUGAGUAUAAUGGUCUUAAAGCACUUAUUUUGAAAAAGAAUCCAAGUGCUUUCUAUAUUCAUUGUUUUGUUCAUCAGCUGCAACUAGCUCUUGUGUAGCUGUGGCAAACAAACAUGCAGAGAUUGAAAUGUUCUUUACGUUACUGAGUAACGUGGUGAAUGUUGUUGGAGGAUCAACUAAGCGGUUUGAUCUUCUUCAAGAGAAGGAGAGGCUUGAAGUUGUUGAAUUGUUGAAUCUUGGUGAAAUUUCAAGUGGAAAGGGACUUAAUUAAGAAACUAAUCUUCAGCGACCCGGUGAUACUCAUUGGGGCUCUCACUAUAGUUCUUUACUUAACUUAAUUUUCAUGUUUUCUGCUACAGUUGAUGUCAUUGAGAUGAUUGCCACUGAUGAAACUAGUUGUGGACAAAGAGGUGAAGCUCGUCUUUUGUUAAGAUCUAUGUUGACAUUUGAUUUUGUAUUCAGUCUGCAUCUCAUGAAAAACGUAUUGGGCAUUUCAGAUGAAUUGUCAAAAUCAUUACAAAGAAGCGAUCAAGACAUUGUUAAUGUUAUGAAAUUGGUGAAAAUAUAUAUAAAAAAAAAAAAAACGACUCCAAACAACGAGAAGCAAUGAAUGGGACUCAUUUUUACGAUCAGUUUCUUGUUUUUGUGAAAGGUACAACAUUGAUGUUCCGAACAUGGAUGAUAUGUUUAUACCUCUAGGUCGCUCACAGCGUAACACUCAAGGAAUAACAAAUCUACAUCAUUUUCGUGUGGAUUUCUUCUAUGCUAUCAUCAAUCUGCAAAUUCAAGAGUUGAAUGAUCGUUUCUCCGAGGCAAAUAGCGACUUACUCCUUUGUAUUGCAUGCUUAUGUCCAGAAAAUUCAUUUUCUGCUUUCGACAAGGAUAAGUUAAUUCAAUUGUGUGAGUAUUAUCCUAAUGAUUUUAAGCCAGUAGAGAUCUUAACACUUGAAGAGCAACUCCAGAUAUAUAUUAUUGAUAUGCGCACUAACAAACAUUUUGAAGGGUUACGAAACCUUAAUGAUCUUGUGGAAAAGUUGGUAUUGACGAAAAAAAUGUGGUGUACCCAUUAGUUUACAGGCUUGUAACAUUGGCGUUACUUCUUCCAAUUGCUACUGCUACGGUAGAGAGAGUACUUUCUACAAUAAAGAUUGUCAAGAAUCGACUGCGGAAUCGGAUGGGAGAUCAAUGAUUAAGUGAUAGUUUAGUUGCAUAUAUUGAGAACGAUGUAUUCGCCAAUAUUAAUAAUGAUGUAAU